Messenger RNA from Andrographis paniculata, 933 nucleotides. RefSeq lists its product as uncharacterized. The transcript is spliced from 4 exons. The record is from RefSeq and is a predicted model, not a curated record. The coding region runs from base 307 to 651 and encodes 114 amino acids. NCBI's taxonomy places the organism in Eukaryota, Viridiplantae, Streptophyta, Magnoliopsida, Lamiales, Acanthaceae.
AAGUCGAAGAACCAACUGCAGGUCACAAGAAAGCGAAGAAGAUUGACAGCCAACUAACAGCUUUACUUUUAACUGCUUUUUGGUUUUCGAUUUGAAGAUUGUUGUUUCUUGUGGACAGUAUUUUUCAGGAUGUUCUGUAUUAUCUUUAAAGAGCUCUCGACUUAUCGCAAUCCAUUAUACAUGGAGCAUCGGUACGAACCUCUUUCCUUAAACCUUUUCGCCGCCUAUGUACUUACUGUGUUCAGAUUGUCUGUAUUGAGUUUGUCGAAAGAUUGGAUUUGAUUUGAUUCGUUGGAGUCGUCGAAGAUGGGAUGUGUUGGAUCGUCGCAGGCGAAUUCUACAGGAACUGUUACAGAUAUCCGAAAGCCAAAAGCCUGGAAACAUCCCCAACCGAUCACGAAAAGUCAGUUGAUACAGCUGAGAGAAGAGUUUUGGGACACGGCGCCUCACUAUGGUGGCCGGAAAGAAAUUUGGGAUGCGCUCCGGGCUGCAGCGGAAGCUGAUCUCACCCUCGGUCGAGCCAUCAUCGAGAGCGCCGGAAUCAUCGUUCACAACCCGGAUUUAACGCUUUGCUUCGACGAACGAGGUGCAAGAUAUGAAUUGCCCAAGUAUGUCUUGAGUGAGCCUAAAAACUUGAUCCCAGAUCCUUAGAACAUUUUUCAUUUUUGGUGAUCAUGUUUGUUUGUUUGUUUGUGUUUUUUUUUCUUUUUCUUUUUUUUUUUUUUUUUUUUUUUUUUUUGGGCUAGGGUAUGUGUAGUGAGGAGUGUUCUGUUUGAUCUGCUGUACUUGUCCAAUUAUAAUAUGGGUGAGUUUACUGCUUCUGAUUUUACUAUUUUAAUUUUUUUUAAAAAAAAUAUCAAAUAAAUACUUAUUUUUUAUUUAUUAUAUUGUAUUAAAAUUUAAUUUUAAUUUAAAAUAUCAUAUCAAACAAUU